Messenger RNA from Trichoderma citrinoviride, 1544 nucleotides. Its product is annotated as DNA repair protein. The transcript has 3 exons. Lineage: Eukaryota; Fungi; Ascomycota; Sordariomycetes; Hypocreales; Hypocreaceae. Gene Ontology annotation, biological process: mitotic recombination; double-strand break repair via homologous recombination; DNA recombinase assembly. Bases 36 to 1544 code for a protein of 502 amino acids. The record is from RefSeq and is a predicted model, not a curated record. Gene Ontology annotation, cellular component: nucleus.
CGAUAUAGAUGACAGGGUGAAAACGGUUGCCCUCCAUGCCUGCUCCGGGCGAUCAACACCAGGCCUGGGCCAACCCCUUUGAAGAGACAAAGCCGCGCAUCGCAGAGUGGACAGCCAAAGAAAUCGCCACCAUCGCCUCACGGCUCGACAAGCAGCUCGGGCCCGAGUACAUUUCCUCGCGCGCCGGCCCGGGCGGUUCACGGGUGCACUAUCUCACGGCCGAAAAGGUCAUCGGCUUGGCCAACGAGGUCUUUGGCUUCAACGGCUGGUCGUCGUCGAUCCAAAACAUCCAGGUGGACUUUGCCGACGAAAACCAGGCGUCGGGGCGUGUGAGCAUCGGCUUGUCUGUCAUUGUCCGCGUCACGCUGCGCGACGGGACGUACCAUGAGGACGUCGGGUACGGGUCGAUUGAGAAUGCAAAGGGAAAGGCCAUGGCCUUUGAGAAGGCGAAGAAGGAGGGCACGACAGAUGCGCUGAAGAGGACGCUGCGGAACUUUGGCAACGUGCUGGGGAACUGCAUCUACGACCAGGACUACGUCAAGCAGGUCACCAAGAUUAAGACGCAGACGAACAAGAAGUUUGAUCCGGAUAAUCUUCACCGACACUCGGAUUUCGUCAAGAGGGAUCCACCGAACGGCAACAUGAGCAUUGCCGGCAACAACACAGCUGCAGCGAAUGUACCUACCACAACUGCUGCUGGUGGUCCUACAUCUGCAGCGGGGGGCUUCAAGCUGGAACCAAUGGACUCAUUUGAUGACUUCUUAGGGGAACUCGAUGAGGCCGAUUUUUGCGUUCCGGGAGAUGGCCAUCCCGAUGAGAUCAUGGUCCCCAACGGUGCCAAUCCCGCUCCCGAAAAGCCUUCUGCCAACGAAUCUCGGCCCGGCCAGCCAGCAAAGCCCAUAUCUGGGAACAACAUGAACCGACCGCCGCAGCCGCAGCCGCAUACACCCAGACAGGGCCCACCGCCGCGGCCGCAGAAUGCGCAGCAGGGCAAGGACUCUACGAACCAAGCGAUGGCGCCUCCUCCUCAGGCACCUCCGGGAGAGCCUGUGGCUUUCUUCUCGGCGAAAGCUGCCCUGGCUGAUGCCAAUCCGUCUGCUGGCACCCAGAACCAGCCGAAACAGCUCUUCAAUCCCAAGGCUGAAAGCCCUUCGAUUCGCAAGACGCCCGGAAUCGACCACUCUUCAUCCAAACCGGUUGCGAGGAACGGCCAGCAUGUCCCUCCCGCUAACAGCCAAGCGACAUCUGCGCCAAGCGGCAACGCCGGUGGCUUUACGCCGCUACGGCAGGGAAUCAGCAGUUCCCAAGCCAGGGGCACCGCGCUGAAUCCGUCGCUGGACCAAGCUCGCCGAAUAGGAGCCCCGGGCGUCGGCAGCCCGCUUGCGAAUCGAGGACAAUAUAAGCCCCCGACAAUGAAACGAACAUUGCCGACUGAGAGCAACGCGGCCAGUGGACCAAGGGCUCCCCUUGUGGACAUUGCGACAAAUGCAAGCAAUGGUGGUGGCGGGGAUGAGCUGGAUGCAAAGAGGCAAAAAGUAGCAUGA